UCUGGCAACCCAAACUCUACACCUCACUCGACGUAAACAUGUAUCGAGUUGAACGCUGUCUACAAAGAUGAUCACAUGAAUGUGUUUGAAGAAGUAAAGUAGUGCUUACUCGCCUUUUUUCCCCUUUGCCGCUGCUGUUUUUAUGUUUAUUGCUCGUUUAUUUAAAACACAGAGUCACUGUUGAGGAAGCGCAUUGAUAAACACACCGCUCUCGCGACAGUUGCUCAGAACAAAGUCCCACCACCAUUACUGCAGGGAGAAACGGACCCGUUUGGGCUAAUCGUUGCUAAAAGCAUGAAAUCAUGUCUCAUAUUCCUGUGUCUUGGAUCUGUCUUUCUGACAUCAGUCCAUAGUGCUCCUAGGAAAGAAUGGACCAAACUUAUCCUGACUCACCACUGGCCACAAUCGUUUUGCUAUAUGGAAAAUUGCACCACAAACUUUACUUACUGGACCCUGCAUGGAUUAUGGCCAAACACCGGUGCUGAAUGUAACACAUCCUGGCAUUUCAAUGCAAGUUUGAUUGAGGACCUGCUUCCAGAAAUGAGGACGUUUUGGCCAGAUCUUCUUAGACCUAAAUCUACAACAUUCUGGAAGCAUGAAUGGAUGAAGCAUGGGACAUGCGCUGCAAAAGCAGAACCCAUGGACUCUCAGCACAAAUACUUCAGCAAAGCCCUGGAACUUUACCACAAGCUUGACCUUGAUGGUGUUUUAAAGAAGAACAACAUCGUUCCCUCUGAAAACUACUACAAGUUAACAGAUGUGGAAGGAAGCAUCGCCAGUUCAUAUGGAGCACCCCCAAAAAUUCAGUGCAUUUCUCACAAAAAGGAAAGCGAAUUCCAGGUCUUGGGCCAGAUAGAGAUCUGUUUUGACAAGCAGUUUCAGCUUGUCGACUGUGAAAAGAGCACAGAUGAGCUUCAGAGCAGAAACGGUGAGAUUCAGCCGUUCAUCUUCAACAACCACGCAGUAUACGCCGUGUGUGACCCCUUGGUGCCAGUCUACUAUCCUCCGCUCGGAAGCACGCUACAGACGACUCCACGAUUUCUUUAAGCUGUCGAGAUUUGCAGAAGUCGAUGUUGUGCAAUCAGAUAUGCUUAUAACCCUCCUUCACGCUUAUCCUGUUUGUGCCUGUUGAAUAUGAAACUCUCGAGGGAACAGGGUGUUCUUUUUAAAGUGCUUAGUUUGCACAAAAACACCGACCUCACAAUGUUCUUGUGACCAGUAGUUCUCCAGAUACAGGCUGUAGGCUAGUAAUCCUUGUGCAUUCACUUUUAGACCACUGGAGGGCACCACUUGCACUGUGGAUAACUCGAGCAGGUGGAAACGUGAUUAUGAUGUUAUGUAAUCAUUAUGUAAAAAAAUUCAAUAUGUACUCAUUUGGCUGUAGGGGCGGGGCUUUGGUGGAGUGGGUCAAACAAUUGUUUUUUUUUUUCUUCCUGGACUGAAUAUGUAACCAGUGUGAAUUGAUUUUAGAUGCAUCAUUAUAUCCAGUGUUAACAAAGUCAAACCCUUUUACAAAACAGUUCAUUAAAAGCAUUUGAAGUUGCUCAUUUUAUACACAGUACACAGCCUUUACGAGCGCAUUAACAUAUCAGCCAUGGUAAUUUCCUUCAUCGACCAUUUAAGACGUUGCCAAGCUGUUGAGCCUUACAGGCAGUCAUUAAGCUCAGAACGUUAAACCCUUAACCCACAGAACUGAAAUAUAAUCUGCCUCAUUCUACACAGUAAGAUAACUCAUUGAUGGUUAUGAGUGAGAUGUUCACUCUCUUAUUCUUUUUUGUUUUCCAUACUGAAAUGAAUUGAAUGUAAAAAAAAUUUUAUUUGGAUAUUUAUGUGCAUUUCAAUCAGAUGUAGUGGACUAGAAUUCGAAUAAAAAAUACGAACGUUUUUAUAA
Messenger RNA from Hemibagrus wyckioides, 1891 nucleotides. RefSeq names its product ribonuclease T2 (gene rnaset2). Gene Ontology annotation, cellular component: extracellular region. Gene Ontology annotation, biological process: RNA catabolic process. The transcript is spliced from 10 exons. Bases 295 to 1047 code for a protein of 250 amino acids. The record is from RefSeq and is a predicted model, not a curated record. Gene Ontology annotation, molecular function: ribonuclease T2 activity; RNA binding. NCBI's taxonomy places the organism in Eukaryota, Metazoa, Chordata, Actinopteri, Siluriformes, Bagridae.